Ogataea philodendri is the source of this 1980-nucleotide messenger RNA. RefSeq lists its product as uncharacterized. Gene Ontology annotation, biological process: protein quality control for misfolded or incompletely synthesized proteins; mitochondrion organization. The record is from RefSeq and is a predicted model, not a curated record. Lineage: Eukaryota; Fungi; Ascomycota; Pichiomycetes; Pichiales; Pichiaceae. Bases 1 to 1980 code for a protein of 659 amino acids. Gene Ontology annotation, cellular component: mitochondrial inner membrane. Gene Ontology annotation, molecular function: ATP hydrolysis activity; ATP binding; ATP-dependent peptidase activity. The transcript has a single exon.
AUGUGGCUGAGGCCAGUUGUUAGGCGGCCCGUUCGUUCCCCACUGUGGCAACGGCCCGUAAUCAGAUACUCCUCCACGUCUUCGUCCAGUUUGGCUGCUCAGGAGCAAGCUGCCAAUCGCGACCUAUCCAACCCCUCAGUUCAGGCCGCUUUCUACAAGUCCUUGAUAUCCUCCAACUACCCGCACAUUGUUGUUUCGCGGUAUGAGACUCCCGGAAUUGCCACGUCGCCAGAGUGUUCCCAGCUGUAUAUUGAUGCUUUGUAUAAGAUGGGUGACACACAGAAGGCAGAGUCGGUUGCAAGAUCCUUGGGAAUGACCGUUAAUGCUGGCGCCAACACGAAUGGUUACGGUUUCGGACAAUCUGCGUAUGGUUCCAGAACUGAUCCUGUUCAUGUUAUUGUGACAGAGUCUCCGUUGAUAACUAUUUCCAAAUGGAUCAAGUGGCUUAUUCCUGUUGGACUUACGUCGUACGGAGCGUACUUGUUGUUCAACUAUCUUGUUGAGAACGGUUCCAUCAUUAAAGGUUCGAGCGUCGAGGAUAAGAGCGUCGAAGUUAGCGAAUCUACCGUCAAAUUCUCCGAUGUUUGUGGUGUUGACGAGGCUAGAGCCGAGCUCGAGGAAGUUGUUGAGUUUUUGAAAGAUCCUUCCAAGUUCACCGGUCUUGGUGGUCAGCUUCCAAAGGGUGUUUUGCUCACAGGCCCUCCAGGUACCGGUAAGACUCUGCUUGCCCGUGCAACUGCCGGAGAGGCUGGCGUCCCGUUCUUCUUCAUGUCGGGAUCCGAGUUCGACGAGCUGUAUGUGGGUGUGGGAGCCAAGAGAGUCAGAGAACUGUUCUCAAAGGCCCGUGCCAGAGCUCCAGCCAUCAUCUUCAUCGACGAGCUAGACGCAAUUGGAGGAAAAAGAAAGAGCAAGGACCAGGCUUAUGCCAAACAGACAUUGAAUCAGCUCUUGGUCGAGCUGGAUGGAUUUUCCCAAACUGAGGGUAUCAUCAUCAUUGGUGCAACCAACUUCCCAGACUCGUUGGACAAGGCUUUGACCAGACCAGGAAGAUUUGACAAGGUUGUUAAUGUGGACCUGCCGGACGUCAGAGGCCGUCUGGCCAUCUUGAGACACCACCUGAAGAACAUUGCUGUGUCGAAAGAGGUUGACCCUUCUGUUAUUGCCAGAACUACCACGGGAAUGUCUGGUGCAGCUCUGAAGAACCUGGUCAACCAGGCUGCGCUGUACGCCUCGCACCAGAACGCUUUGAGUGUCAACAUGAACCAUCUUGAAUGGGCCAAGGACAAGGUGUUGAUGGGUGGAGAGAGAAAAACAAUGGUCAUGACCGAGGAGACUAGAAGAAACACUGCAUAUCACGAGGCUGGGCACGCGAUUGCUGCCAUGUUCACCGACGGAGCUACUCCUUUGUACAAGGCCACCAUCUUGCCAAGGGGCCGGGCUUUGGGAGUCACGUUCCAGCUCCCAGAUAUGGACAAACACGAGAUCACCAAGAGCGAGUGCUACGCGCGCUUGGACGUGUGUAUGGGAGGAAAGAUCGCCGAGGAGAUGCUGUAUGGACCAAACAACGUCACCAGUGGAUGCUCCUCGGAUUUGUCGUCUGCCACGAGCACUGCCCGGGCAAUGGUGACAUCGUACGGUAUGUCGGACAAAAUUGGUCCUGUCAAGCUGUCUGACCAAUGGGAAUCGUGGUCUCCAAAGCUAAGAGACAUGGCUGACCAAGAAACACGAACGUUGCUUGUCGAUUCGGAAAACCGGACCCGGAACCUUUUGCGUGAGCGUCGCGUCGAACUCAAGAGACUCGCCGAAGGACUGCUCGAGUAUGAGACGUUGACCAAGGACGAGAUGGAAAAGGUGGUUAAGGGAGAGAGCAUCAACAAGACUAAGGUGUCUACCAACAAGGUGAUCAAGUCUCCUCGGCCGCGUCAGGAGUACGAUAUUGCCCCGGACGACCAGCCGAUCGGAGUUUCUGCCAAGGCAUGA